Molecule: messenger RNA, 591 nt
Organism: Schistosoma mattheei
Lineage: Eukaryota; Metazoa; Platyhelminthes; Trematoda; Strigeidida; Schistosomatidae
Source: the annotation of a GenBank genome assembly
AUGUUAGAGGGUGAAGAAUCAAGACUCAACCUGACACCGGCUCCCCGUGACUCACCGUUCAACAUACCGGUCAAACGCAGGCGUGUAGAUGGAGAUUUUGAGGGUGACGAGUCGAAUGCCAGUCUAACUGGAGCCAGUUACAGUUCAUCCCGAACAAGAUUUGCCUACCGAGUGUCAUCGACUGCACGUGGACCUGUAGAAUUUUUCAAGGAACAAGAUACCCAUGGCAAGUGGAUCAAAAUACAUAACUCUUCAAAUGAUGAAAUGAAUUUAGGUGGAUGGGAACUUGUUCAUGAAGCUGAUGGUCACGAGACUCGUUUCAAAUUUUCACGGGCUUUCUCCUUAAAACCUGGAGCAUUAUGCACAAUUUGGAGUCAAGAUGCUGAAGGCAAUUCACACAAUCCUCCUGCUGAUUUAACUAUGAAGAAUAAAAGUUUUCAUCCUGGCACUGAUGUCACAAUUCUAUUACUUGAUGCAGAUGGUGAAGAACAAGCCAAAUGCACAGUUAAACGAGAAAAAAUUCGUCCUGGAGUUAAUUUUGAUCGUAAAUCCGGUGUUCGUGCUCAUGAUGAGAAAUGUCAUCUCAUGUGA